UGACCUGCCUAGCUCGGACUCCGCCCUUCCGCCCUACACAAGGCCCAUCGCCCCCCGAUUGCCCGCCCUUCACCGCCUCACUCGCCAGCGAAGGUCGCUUUGCCACUGGGUCGUCGCGAUAGUAGUCAGCAGCAACCAUGCCGCCCAAAGUGAAGCGUAUUAUGACACAGCCCAUCAACCUGAUCUUCAGGUUUUUGCAGAGCCGACAGAAAAUUCAGAUAUGGCUCUACGAGCACAACGAUCUGCGGAUCGAGGGGCGCAUCAUCGGCUUUGAUGAGUACAUGAAUCUAGUGCUGGAUGAGGCGGAAGAGGUGUCAGUGAAGCGCAAGACACGCAAGGCGCUGGGGCGCAUCCUCCUCAAGGGGGACACCAUCACGCUGAUGCAGGCAGCCAAGUAGGUGGCCCUGUCGGUACAGCGUGUACACACGCACUAGGCAAGCCGCAGGCGCCCCCGGGCCCCUGCUCCCUCUGGUCCUGCACCCUCGCGAGGCGCUGCCAGCCUGCUGCCCACGUCCAUGUUGUCGCCGACCCGGAAGCCAGGGCCAUGCGGCACAGGCGCUUGCCUUGCGUGUCCAGAGGGCACCCUCUUGCUGCACUCCCCCACCCCCACCUUGCUUUUCGCUCUGCCCUCCUCCUGCCCAGCCUCCGCCACGUUUCCGAUGCUUACCUCCCUAUUCCUUCCAGCACAGCAUCGCCUGCUCUGCUGUGGGGCGCACCCAGGCCCCACCCUCCCUGGCCUCCCACGCCAGUGACGGCCACUCCACCAGUUUUUGGUGUAACCACGCUGUUGCA
Chlorella variabilis is the source of this 792-nucleotide messenger RNA. RefSeq lists its product as hypothetical. Lineage: Eukaryota; Viridiplantae; Chlorophyta; Trebouxiophyceae; Chlorellales; Chlorellaceae. Gene Ontology annotation, molecular function: RNA binding. Bases 138 to 398 code for a protein of 86 amino acids. Gene Ontology annotation, biological process: spliceosomal snRNP assembly; mRNA splicing, via spliceosome. The transcript has 4 exons. The record is from RefSeq and is a predicted model, not a curated record. Gene Ontology annotation, cellular component: U2 snRNP; U4 snRNP; U5 snRNP.